UUCUUCUUCUUCUUCUUCUUCUUCUUCUUCUUCUUGUUCUGUUCUGCUGCUGCUGCUGCUGCUGCUGAUGAUGCUCUGCAACUGAAUGAACCCCCCAGCCAAUGUCCUGCUGCUGGACGGCUGCGCGAUAAACGCAUCGCGGCUCUCUGCGGUCCCGCGGCUGCACUGACUCUGAUUAUGGAUAUCUUUAUGGAUAUGAUUCGGAUUCUAUGGAUACUGCCAACGGUGUGGGCUGUGGAAGAAGUACUGAUGGAUUCAACAACGGCAACAGCAGAGCUGGGCUGGACCAUCUACCCAUCACAGGGGUGGGAAGAAGUUAGUGGCUAUGAUGAAAACAUGAACACCAUCCGAACAUACCAGGUGUGCAAUGUCUUCGACAGCAGUCAGAACAACUGGGUACGCACCAAAUACAUCCGCCGCCGGGGUGCUCAGCGCAUCCACGUCCAGAUGAAGUUCUCAGUACGCGACUGUAGUUCCAUACCCAAUGUCCCUGGCUCUUGCAAGGAGACCUUCAACCUGUAUUACUAUGAGUCUGACUCGGACACGGCCACAAAAUCGUCCCCAGCCUGGAUGGAGAACCCCUGGGUGAAAGUGGACACCAUAGCGGCUGAUGAGAGCUUCUCUCAGGUUGAUCUUGGUGGUCGCAUCAUGAAUAUCAACAGUGAAAUUCGGAGUUUUGGACCCGUUUCGCGCAAUGGCUUCUACCUCGCUUUCCAGGAUUACGGCGCCUGCAUGUCGCUCAUCGCUGUUCGAGUCUUCUACAGGAAAUGUCUCAGUGUGAUCCACAACGGUGCCAUCUUCUCUGAGACUCUGUCUGGAGCGGAGAGCACCUCUCUGGUGGCAGCCAGAGGGGUGUGUGUUCCCAAUGGGGAAGAGGUGGAUGUACCCAUCAAGCUGUACUGUAACGGGGAUGGCGAGUGGAUGGUACCCAUCGGGCGCUGCAUGUGCAAAGCCGGGUAUGAGGCGGUAGAGAAUGGUACAGUCUGCAGAGCUUGUGUAUCAGGGUUCUUCAAGGCUGCACAGGGAGACCAGCAAUGUCUGCAGUGCCCCAUUAACAGCCGAACCACCAGUGAGGGAGCAACCAACUGUGUCUGUCGUAAUGGCUACUACCGCGCUGACUCUGACCCUCCACAGAUGCCGUGUACAACUGUUCCAUCAGCUCCACAAAACGUCAUCUCCAUGGUAAAUGAGACCUCUCUGAGGCUGGAGUGGAGCCCACCACAGGAGGCCGGCGGCCGAGAAGAUGUUGUCUACAACAUCAUAUGUAAGAGCUGUGGCAGUGGACGGGGUGGCUGCACCCGCUGUGGCGACAACGUGCAGUUUGUACCAAGACAGCUGGGACUGACCGACACCCGCGUCCACAUCAGCGACCUCCUGGCUCACACCCAGUACACCUUUGAAAUACAAGCUGUCAAUGGAGUGUCUGACCAGAGUCCUUAUUCACCACAGUACACGUCUGUCAACAUCACCACCAACCAGGCUGCACCAUCAGCAGUGUCCAUCAUCCACCAGGUCAGCAGAAGCCCUGACAGCAUCACCCUGUCCUGGUCCCAGCCUGAUCAGCCCAAUGGACUCAUCCUGGACUAUGAACUGCAGUACUAUGAGAAGAACCAGGCAGAGUGGAACUCCUCUCUGACGAGGAGUCAGACCAACACUGCAGUCAUACGAGGCUUAAAGCCUGGAACCAUCUACGUCUUUCAGGUUCGGGCUCGGACUGUCGCUGGAUUUGGACGCUUUAGUGGGAAAAUGUACUUCCAAACCAUGACUGAAGAGGAAUAUAAGUCCAGUAUCCAGGAGAAGCUCCCCCUCAUCAUCGGUUCCACUGCUGCAGGACUAGUCUUCAUCAUUGCCAUCACUGUAUUAAUCAUUGUCUGCCGCAGCCGGAGAAGUCCCGAAAGAUCAGAGUCAGAGUACACAGACAAACUCCAACAUUACACCAGUGGUCACAAAGUGUCACCAGGAAUGAAGAUCUACAUCGACCCCUUCACAUAUGAAGACCCUAAUGAAGCAGUCCGAGAGUUCGCCAAGGAGAUUGACAUUUCCUGUGUCAAGAUUGAACAAGUUAUAGGUGCAGGUGAGUUCGGGGAGGUGUGCAGUGGGAACCUCCGGCAGCCUGGGAAGAGAGAGAUCCUGGUGGCUAUUAAGGCGCUGAAGGCGGGCUACACUGAACGCCAGAGGCGGGACUUCCUGAGUGAGGCAUCCAUCAUGGGCCAGUUCGACCACCCCAACAUCAUCCAUUUGGAGGGGGUGGUGACCAAGAGCAGCCCUGUGAUGAUCAUCACUGAGUUCAUGGAGAACGGCUCCCUCGACUCCUUCCUCAGGCAAAAUGAUGGGCAGUUCACAGUGAUCCAGCUGGUGGGAAUGCUGCGGGGCAUAGCAGCAGGCAUGAAGUACCUGUGUGACAUGAACUACGUCCAUCGAGACCUGGCAGCUAGGAACAUCCUGGUCAACAGCAACCUGGUGUGCAAAGUGUCUGACUUCGGCUUGUCCCGCUUCCUGGAGGACGAUACUUCAGACCCCACGUACACCAGCGCUCUGGGAGGGAAGAUUCCCAUCCGCUGGACAGCUCCAGAGGCCAUCCAGUACAGGAAGUUCACCUGGUCCAGUGAUUGCUGGAGCUAUGGUAUCGUCAUGUGGGAGGUGAUGUCGUACGGAGAGAGGCCCUACUGGGACAUGAGCAAUCAAGAUGUUAUCAAUGCCAUAGAGCAGGACUACAGGUUGCCGCCCCCUAUGGAUUGUCCCACUGCACUGCAUCAGCUGAUGCUGGACUGCUGGCAGAAGGACCGCAGCAACCGGCCCAAAUUCAGCCAGAUAGUCAGCACCCUGGACAAGAUGAUCCGCAACCCCAGCAGCCUCAAGGCCAUGACACCGCUGUCAUCAAGUGUUCACCUACCUCUACUGGAUCGCACCACUCCAGACUUCUCCUCUUUCAGCACCGUGGAGGAGUGGCUGGACGCCAUUAAGAUGGGCCAGUACAAGGAGAACUUUGCCAACGAAGACUUCAGCAGCUUUGAUGUUGUGUCUAAAAUGACCAUGGAGGACAUCGUCAGAGUCGGAGUGACAUUAGCCGGCCACCAGAAGAAGAUCCUCAACAGCAUCCAGUCCAUGAGGGCCCAGAUGAACCAGAUCACUUCAGUGGAGGUGUGAUCUGGUAGCCCAGGAGCCCACAUGCUCUGUUUACAGUAGGAACCCUGUCAGGACACAGACUGAGACUUCACCCCCCAACCCCCCUCCAACCCCCUGUUCCAGCAGUGGGCUGUUUCCUAGUGGUUGCUACCUGUGUUGCUGAUGGCAGUGCUGCUGUUGUUGGACGCAGCAGCGGUAAGAGCUUGCUUUUUGAAAGCACCUGAUUUGGUUGUUUUGUGUGGUCAAUAGAAGCUAACAAUCUCUGCACCCCGCUAAGAAAAAUAAAACUGAAGAUGUGUGCACUGGGAACAUUGUAGCACAGUGCCCACUUUCUGUUUCGUUUUGCUCAUUCUCGUUUAUUGGCUCUCAGACUGAACUGAAGUGAAGAGAUUUUCAAAAGGUUACCACAUAUAGCAAUGUCAGCGUCAGUUACAAGCUGCAGACAUCUGAAUCACAGAACCACCAAUCUCUUAAACCAGAGACUUUAAACAUAAAUCCUGUGGUAGCUGCAAUGGCAUGACUACUGACAUUUUUAAAAGCCAGUUGGCACGGAAAUACACUUCAGCCACCUGAAAAGGACCAUAUGCAAAUGUUGACUGGCCCACGCUGUCGGUCGUUUACUGUGACUUCACUGAGGCUGUGUGGAGUUGCUAUAGUCUGGGUCAGGAAACGAUCAAAGUCCCUUAGUCCUGCGUGUGUGUGUGUGUGUGUGUGUGUGUGUGUGUGUGUGUGUGUGUGUGUGUGUGUGUGUGUGUGUGUGUGUGUGUGUGUGUGUGUGUGAGGUAAAGGAACGAUUCGUUGUCGUUCAGUCAUCAACUUUCACCACUCCACCAUUAAUGUGCAAUCUUUGAGUGUUUCAAAAAUAUUUCCAAUUCUAAAAUUAUUUCCCAGAUCAAUUGUGUGUUUUUAAAAAGAAAAAAACUUAACACAGGUUGUACAGAAAUGCACUGCACUCACUGUAGAUAAAAUCUCAUAUUUACAAGAUUUGUAUCUCACCUGAUGCUCAUUUGUCUGAUCCUGUGUGUGUGUCAGCUUAUCCCUUUCAAAUCACCCACUGCACAUUCAUUGCACUUAACAACAGAGCAUAGCCUUUAGCAUUUAGCCAAACCUCUGUGUGCCCCUUCUUAACUGGACUUCUAUCACAACAACCUACAGCAUCUCUUCCUCUUGCUGCAUUGAUUAAAUAGACUACUGAUUUCAUAAUAAUUACAAGAUUUGCAUCUCGUAAUUACGAGAGAACAAUCUUUUUUUUGUAAAAAUCACUAAUACCUCAAUGGGAAGGGCGACAUUGUUUGUCAGUAGCUUCCAAACCCCAUUAAACAUCAACAUCACUGUUACAACCCAUGUGGCUGUUGGCUGCUGUGGUUACGGUUUGAUCAGGUUUAAGCAGCUAAAGGUGCUUGGGUUCGGAUUUUGUUUAGGGUCUGUGGCUCCAUAACAGUGUUACGGUACUAACACCUCUGCUUGUGACAGACGUCAUAACUGACAGGGCCAUUAGAGCUGUAAACGGAGACAGUCUUUACAAGAAAGAAGGCAUUAUGACCUCCUACAAAAUGAGUGUUUAUCCUCUCAGGUUUUCUGUAGGACACAACGGUCCUCUGACUCUGUUCGGAUUAUUUUGUCCAUGUGCAUAGUCAGCUGAGGUGAGAGGCUGAGUGCCGUACUACUCUGGGUGGGGAUUCUGAAGGUACACUUUGAGAACUCUAUUUUGUUGUUUUUAAAAAGGUGAAUUUUGAUAAAACUACUUUUUAUAAAUGGUAUGACAUUAAUUUAUACUUCACAGGACACAGCAAUCAGUGCUCACCUUGGGUCAUGUCCAUGUCUAAGUGAUUCUUUUUUGGUAUCGAGACAUUGGGCAUGUUACACCUCUUCCUUCUACUGUACUAGCACAAAGCACAGGUUAACCCACUCACUCUGAUGUAGGCCUACUGUACACAAGUCAAAACCCGUAGAACCUGCUCUCGUUUGUAAAUGGUCAGAAUGUCCUCAAUUCACAUGAGGUACAACACUCCUGGUUUAAAUGAUAGCGUCCAAUAGAACCCCAAAUCCAUCACAUUACCUUCCAGCGGACAGUUGAGUUCCUUCCAUUCUCCGUGGGUCUUCCUUAUGAUCUGCUCGCUAAAUCACAAUAAAAACCACGCAGCCCAGGUUAGAAUAUGAUUUAUUGUUCAUUCCAUGUGUUUCUUACACUGUCACAAGGCUGGAUUACCAACUGGGCAAAGCAGGAAACCGCAGACAAAACGAGUGUAGCGGGUUAAUCCCUCUUCUGAUUGUUACAUACUGUUGCACAAUGAGGCGCUGGAUUUUGAAGAAAUGCAUUGAACUGCUUGACUUACAAUAUUUAGUGGUACAUGUUUAUGCUAAAACAUAUUCUCUAUGUUGAGUGGACUGGACACUCUCUGCACACUGUUGGUGUGCUCUGUGUCAAACUUUCUGGAGUCACACAACUUGUUUGGCAAUUUCUAAUCACUGCAGUCUAAAAAAAAAGGUGCUUCCACAUCUAUUUUAAAGCUCUUUAGAGAAAUGAUUGUCAGGUUUUUCAAUACUGUCAAGUCUGCACUGUUUUUCUCAUACUAUGUGUUGCAUUUAUUUGCACACGUGUCACUAGAAACUGAAUCUGAAUCACAUAAUUUGAAUUUAUAUUGUUGAACUUGAAUAAUUGCAUUGAAAAACUGAAUAGCGUAAUAUGAAAUUAAAGUCAUCAAUAAAAAACAGAAGUUAUCUCAGGACACUUUACAGAUAGAGUAGCUCUAGACCACACACACAUUUACAAAGACCCAACAAUUCCCCCCGAAAAACCUCAGACAGAACCUGACUCUUGGUGGGCGGUCAUCUGCCGCUGCCGGUUGGGAGAGAGAGAGAGAGAGAGAGAGAGAGAGACAGAAAUAUGACACUUCAUAAUUAUAGCAGUGGGUAUAAUGGAAUAACAUGAUGCACAGUGGCAAUUAUAAUAACAGUAAAGAUAAAAAACUAUAAUUAGUAAUAUUAGUAGUAAGUAAGUAAGUAAAGUUUAUUUCUUUAAAAGCACAUUUAAACACAGCUUAAGCUGACCAAAGUGCUGUACAAAGAAGCACCAAGGUGCUGUAUAAAAUGUAACAUACAUACAAAAAAGCAUCCAAACAACAACAAGCAGCAAUUUAGAAAUACUGAAUUAUAGACAUAACAGAAUGAGUGAUUAGUGUGUUAAAGAGGCCAAAAAUGUGAGUAAAAAUGUGUCUUUAGCCUAGAUUUAAGUACAGAAAUGGAGGGAGCACAUCUGAUAUCUAAGGGCAGCUGGUUCCACAGUUGUGGAGCAGCAGCUGCAAAGGCUCUGUCAGCUUUUAGUUUGAGUCGAGAUCGGGGGACAUAGAGGAAAGAUUUGUCCUCAGAUCUAAGAGAUGUUUGAAUAAGAUCUGUGAUAUAAGAUGGGGCCUGAUCAUUAAGAGCCUUGAAGGCAAUCAGUGGUCUUAAACUGGAUUCUAAAGUCGACGGGUAGUGAAGAGAGGCUAGCACCGGGGUGAUGUGCUCACAUUUUUUAAUACCAGUCAACAUCCUUGCAGCUGCAUUUUGCACCAUCUGUAGGCGACUUAAUCAAGACUGGGGAAGGCCUAAAUAAAGGGAAUUGCAAUAGUCCAACCUGGAUGUAAUGAAGGCAUGAAUAGGAGUAGCAGUGCAGGGCGUAGCAGGGCGUUGAGCAGGACCAUGGAAGAAGUUGCAACUACGAUUUAGGUGCCACCAUAAUCCAAGGAAAUUUGCAGGGCGGGAAAGCAUCCCGGAUGGUUCUGGUAACCCAUGGUUUCUUGUUGGGGAAUGAAAACGUAGUUUUGGGGACAGUUGUUUCUGUUGUUUCACAAAUGUAAUCUACAACAGACUAAGUGAAUUUAUUGAUGUCAUCGGUGAUGUUGACGGUGGUGUCCUGGAACGUGCUCCAGACUGCGUCGUGUAGUUUAGACUAUAGGGCGGCCUCUGAUUGGCUUGACCAUUUCCUGACCUCACGUGUCACUGGGGGGCAUGCGCCAUAGUUUGUUUACUUACUUUGACCUCAACAAGAUGGCCGCAUGGUCGCUCUUCUCCAACGCGGGUAGCAAAUCUUCUCUGUGGCCGUUUUUGAAUGGUGUGUAGCAGAUGCACAAAGACACUGUACUACACUGUAUAUAUGCACGGUAUGCACAUUUCAGUGUUUUCAGCUGAUCCUAUUCCAACUGGCCCUGUUUGAUGUGUUUUAGAGAAAUCCAGUUAUUAGGAAAAACAAAGUUUGGUUUCAGUUCCUGUACUUCCUGUCUAUUUUACAAAUCUGAGCAAAUAAUCAGGAUGGCUUAGUGGCCAGGAUUGUAAACGUUGUGCUCUUCCAUCUAAAAACAUUAGACAGAAAAUAAUAUAUAAGCACCUUUUAUCCUAAACUAUCUUUUAUUGUGCAAGAAUAGCCAAACAAUAAGGUCUCAUGGGGAAGAAAUAGAAUCAAUCAAAUCCUUAAUGUGGCCCUCAGUGACAGUGCAUGUGAUCCUGAUUUCAGCCUGGAUGAAUGUCUACCACCAACAUGGGCUAAAUUGUGUUGCACUUACUUCACAAAAAUGUAAGAUUUCUUUUUUCAAAAUGAUAUAUUCAUUUUGCAACAAUCAAGAAAGCUAAGUAAAUAUGUUUUAAACUGUUUUAUGUGGAAUAUAUUUCAAGUGUUAAUUUUUCACAAAAAGCAUGUGGAUGUGGUGUGAAAAGCUACCUACUGAAUCUGCUAAUUAUGUAGCAGUGAGAGACGAUACUGCAAAACACAUUCACUUUUAAUGGAGUUGUAUUCCUUCUACUUGAUAUCAUUUCUAUUUUUUUUUUAUUAUUAUUAAAUGACCAUGCGAGUUUAGAGCCUACCACAGAUGCACUGCUAUAAGCACGGGCUGUCUCAUCUCGGUAUGUGCGCUCAUUCACAAACGGAGAGAACAGAAAUGACCUCACUUGAAUAUGACCUCUCUAUGUACAGUUUUCUUUUUGUAAGUGUAUCAGUGUGUGUGUGUGUGUGUGUGCUGUGCUCCGUCCAUAUGCUGGCCCAUGUUUGAGCUGCACUGUGGCAGCUUCUCAGUACUCACAUAGAGCUGAAAUGGGCCUGUUUCUUUCAGUAUUUUCCUGUACAAAUUGAAACCGUUCACAUUUAGAUUCUGAAGGAACAUGAUGGGAAAUGUGCUUGUUUGCUUUCUCCGUGGGAGUGAGGUGUUCAGAUGGAUACAAACCUCAUGUCUGUGUGUACAGAGCUGAAGUCAGAACAUUCUUAGCCUAUCUUAGCAUAUAGACUGGAGGCAGAGGGACAGCUUGCUAAUUAAAAUGUCAUAUCGAUUAAAAACAUCUGUCCGGUUAGAGUGCAGGUUUCCAGAUAUGGUCAAUUAGCACAUGGUGUUCCACAGAUAUAUAUCAGUGUUGCAACGUAUGUCAGCUGAUAUGUAAUAUAGAUAGCAUAGCAUUAUCAGAUUUUUUUAAACUUAUUUUAAACUGGUAAUGGCCCCCAAAACUCAGAACCUGGCAACCCCAAUGUGACAAUACCACUGCUGUAAACUGGUCCCACUGUUGUUCAUCAAGAAAUAGUCCCAGCCUCCUGAAAUUGACGCUUUCACAUUUCUGUCUGUGCACAGAUUUAACAAACGGGAUCGAACUGGGGCCGGAAAGGGGACUGAGUACCCAGGGCCCUCAUAUGAGGAGGGCCCAAAAAUAUGCUAGAAUUAAUAGGUGGGGAUGUAGGGAGGGGCCCAUAGAGAAUGCCUUUCUACAGGGUCCAGAAGUUUGUGCUACGUCCCUGAACGAGAUACAACAUGUUAAAGGGGUCGUUUGGAUUGGGUGUUGAUAAAUUCAUUUCUUUGAUAGAUUGAUAUCCAUCAUUUCAUCUCACUCUCUGAAAGAAAGAGAGUAAGCAUAUUUUACAUAAUGUUGAACUAUUCCUUAAAGUGCUCAUAUUUGCUCAUUUUCAGGUUCAUAAUUGUAUUUAGAGGUUGUACCAGAAUAGG
This is a messenger RNA of Perca fluviatilis (European perch), 9086 nucleotides long. RefSeq names its product ephrin type-B receptor 2-like. The coding region runs from base 178 to 3147 and encodes 989 amino acids. The record is from RefSeq and is a predicted model, not a curated record. Gene Ontology annotation, molecular function: transmembrane-ephrin receptor activity; ATP binding; protein binding. The transcript has 16 exons. NCBI's taxonomy places the organism in Eukaryota, Metazoa, Chordata, Actinopteri, Perciformes, Percidae. Gene Ontology annotation, cellular component: plasma membrane; neuron projection. Gene Ontology annotation, biological process: central nervous system projection neuron axonogenesis; protein phosphorylation; cell surface receptor protein tyrosine kinase signaling pathway.